This is a messenger RNA of Durusdinium trenchii, 1653 nucleotides long. The record is from the annotation of a GenBank genome assembly. Lineage: Eukaryota; Dinophyceae; Suessiales; Symbiodiniaceae.
AUGGCACAGUUGAGGAUGCCAUCAAUGAUUAUGCAUGAUUCUGCCAUUGUCACCACAAGCUUUGCGCAAAAGGUGCUCCUGGCGCUCUCAGCUCUUCUGCUUGUGGCCGUCUUCAGCUACACCUGGCCGCAGGAGCCACUGCUGCCUCAUGCCUCAGCAACUAACAAAGGUGAGACAUCCAUGACAAAGUAUGACACUUCUGGAGAGGAGGACGUCCAGACAGUGCAGGAGAUCGUUCCUCAAGUCAGGUCACGGAGCGGCAAGGGCCGCAAGAAGCGACACAAGAAAGCAGAUCAAGAAAGCAGAUCUUCACCCGAGGAUAACCAGGAGAGCGGCCCAGAGGCUACCCAGCCACCAACACAUGAGGUGAAGCCCACCUGGAUCUUCUGUGCUGGACAAUGGCAGGAGUGCCUUUGCGGAGGGCGUGUGAAAUGGGGCAACGACGACAAGUGGAAGAUGAUUGAGCUGCCAAAGGACAGGUGUUGGGCAACUGGGAAGCUGUGGCCUAGGCUAAUCUCCUCCUGCGAGAUCUUUGAAGAAGGGCAGGGCACACUGCAAGAUCUCAUGAAUGUGCGGAUUGACGCUCGAUUCUUGAAGACCUAUGAGCGUCAUAUGGAGACGCGUCAGCAUAUAGAGACCUGGUCUGCUACGGCUCCAGGUGAUGAGCUCAUCCGCUCCGUGCAUUUGUUCUCGAAUGAGCUCAUUGUUGUGUUCCAUUUGGGCAGCUUGACUCCUGACACCUGGACCCCAGAGCGCUAUCCUCGUUUGCUGCUCAUGCAUUUGGCACCCUUGGGGCCCAAAGUUCAGAAGAGUUUCAACUACAACAAGCUUCGUGCUAUGCUCAUCUCUCGUGUUCGUGUUGGGGUGCAGCUGGACUCCGAUCAAUUUGUGGCUCCAGGGGCGGAUUACAUGUUCAACAUGACGGAGCGGGAGAUUACAAGAGAAUAUCCCAUUCCAAUCCUGCCAGUGCACUACUUCAGUUUCACUCAGAGGGAUGCGCCUUCGAACAUCUGGUGGCGCCGCUUUUGCCCCGACCCACCCAAGUGCGAGCUUCACUCCAUGCGAUGGAGUCACGCACAUCCCACUUGGACCUUUUGGGCUUUGCCAUGGAUAGGAAAGUGGCUCCGGCGUCACUUCCGUGAUGAAGAGCUCACGAUGGCAGGGGAGAAGGGCGCUUUGCGGAUAGCUGACAUCCCCGAGGACGAGGACAUGCUCAACGUAGCUGCCUGGGAGGACAAGGUGACGAAGCAGUGGUGCAAGUUUGACAACGAUCGAACAGAGUUUGAAGAGCUGAUCAAAUGGGAUCCUUCAAUGGGCACGAAGUGUCCACCCGGCACUGGCUGUUCCAACAUCAUGGCAGACUCGCGAUUCUACCCCAAGGGCGCCGCAAAGGCGCACUUCACUGCGCACAACGCCAAGGACCCCAAGGAGACAGCUAGGUGGAUCGACCGAAUCCAUGCUCGUUACAAGAAGGGCCUCUAUCCCACCAAAGUUAUUGUCUAUCAGGCCAGGGGAGAUGAUGGCCUUAGAAGACAUCACGCUUUGGGGUAUCCAAUUCAAUCAAGAGAAGAGAAGAGAAGCACUUUGUUUGUUUAUAUAGUGUUUGUUGGUCCUGGCAGUUGGCGAAAGAUGCAUGACUUUGAAUCUUUGUAG